Molecule: messenger RNA, 1735 nt
Organism: Colius striatus (speckled mousebird)
Lineage: Eukaryota; Metazoa; Chordata; Aves; Coliiformes; Coliidae
Gene: WSB2
Product: WD repeat and SOCS box containing 2
Exons: 9
Coding region: 69-1268 (399 amino acids)
Biological process (GO): intracellular signal transduction
Molecular function (GO): protein binding
Source: RefSeq, a predicted model, not a curated record
GCUGGGCCUUGCCGGGGCCGGGCGGAGGCGGCGGGGCCGGGCCGGGCCGGGCGGGUCGCGGAGCCGCCAUGAAGCCGAGCGGAGACGAGCCGGUGCUGCUGGCGGAGCUGAAGCCGGGCCGGCCCCAGCGCUACGACUGGAAAUCCAGCUGCGAGACCUGGAGCGUGGCCUUCUCGCCCGACGGCACCUGGUUCGCGUGGUCGCAGGGACACUGCGUGGUCAAGCUCAUUCCCUGGCCGCUGCAGGAGGCCGAGCUCUGGAAAACCUCGGAGCGGAAGAGCCGCGGCGGCAAAGGGGAGCCCAAGAGCCACGGGGCAGCCAAGGAGAAGACGCUGGAGUGUGGGCAGAUCGUGUGGGGCUUGGCCUUCAGCGCCUGGCCCGCGGACACGGAGCCGGCCUGCGCCGGGGGGCUGCCCUGCCUCAUCCUGGCCACCGGCCUCAACGACGGGCACAUCAAGGUCUGGGAGGUGCAGACAGGACAUCUUCUCUUCAGCCUCUUGGGACACCAGGAUGUUGUCAGAGACCUGAGCUUUGCUCCCAACGGAAGCCUCAUCCUCGUGUCAGCCUCACGGGACAAGACCUUGCGUGUCUGGGACCUGAGCAGAGAUGGGCGGCAGGUCCAGGUGCUGUCAGGCCACGUGCAGUGGGUCUACUGCUGCUCCAUCUCCCCGGACUGCAGCAUGCUCUGCUCUGCUGCUGGAGAGAAGUCGGCACUGCUGUGGAGCAUGAGAUCCUACACCCUGAUCCGCAGGCUGGAGGGGCACCAGAGCAGUGUGGUGUCCUGUGACUUCUCUCCAGACUCAGCUCUCCUGGUCACUGCCUCCUAUGAUGCCUGUGUCAUCAUGUGGGACCCCUACACCGGGGAGCAGCUGAGGACACUGCGCCACGUCCCCUUGCACUCAGCACUGGACUACAGCAGUGAGGUUCACACCAGCUCCCUGCGUUCUGUCUGCUUCUCCCCUGAGGGGCUCUACUUGGCCACAGUGGCAGAUGACAGGCUCCUGAGGAUCUGGGCAUUGGAGCUACGGGCUCCUGUGGCAUUUGCUCCCAUGACCAAUGGCCUGUGCUGCAUGUACUUUCCCCAUGGAGGUUUCAUUGCCACAGGGACCAGAGAUGGCCAUGUCCAAUUCUGGAGUGCUCCCAGGGUCCUCUCGUCUCUCAAGCACUUGUGUCGCAAAGCUCUACGCACCUUCCUCACCACCUACCAGGUCCUGGCUCUCCCCAUCCCCAGGAAACUGAAGGAAUUCCUCACUUAUAGGACCUUUUAAGGCAGGAACAGGGAGGCACAGAUGCCAGAGCCCCUCUGCUCAGGGGGCAGAGGGCUGCAGUGCCACUGCCUGGCUGCUCCGGGAGCUGUGGGGCAGGAGGAUUGCUGCUCAUCCUCAGCUUGGGGCUGGGGCUGUGAAUAUGGAGGGAGGGUUGGUGUAAUAAUACUAUAAGCCAGCAAAAAAACCCACCCCUGCAUGCAGAGGGUAAGGGGCACAGCUGCCUGCAGGGCACACGGGUCCCUCUGCUGUCUGCAAGUUUGGGGUCAGGUGCUUUUGCUUCCAAGUGCAAUGUUGGGGGUUGAAGGUUGGUUGUGCAAGUGUGGGGCCAUGAGCAUCCCCUGACAAAGGUGACCCUCCUCAGGACCAGCUCAUCCUGAGGUUUGGCUCUCAGGUCCCCAGGCAUGAGCUGGACAGACCUGAGCUGGAUUUAUAUGCCAGCCAUGACAGAAUAAAAAGGUUAUUCCUCA